Molecule: messenger RNA, 309 nt
Organism: Quercus lobata
Lineage: Eukaryota; Viridiplantae; Streptophyta; Magnoliopsida; Fagales; Fagaceae
Exons: 1
Coding region: 1-309 (102 amino acids)
Source: RefSeq, a predicted model, not a curated record
AUGAAAGAAGAACUUGAUGCAUUAACCAAAAACCAUACGUGGGAUCUAGUCACUCUCCCUCCUGGUCAGUCUGUGGUUGGUUGUAAGUGGAUCUAUAAGAUCAAGACUCACUCUGAUGGUUCCAUUGAGCGCUACAAAGCUCGUCUUGUUACAAAAAGUUUUACACAGGAGUAUGGGAUUGAUUAUGAAGAGACCUUUACUCCAGUGGCUUGUAUCUCAUCUGUUCGUGCCCUCUUAGUUGUUGCUGUUACUAGUAAAUGGGAUCUUUUCAAGUGGAUGUUAAAAAUAUCUUCCUUAAUGGGGAUCUGA